This is a messenger RNA of Drosophila eugracilis, 1588 nucleotides long. RefSeq names its product trypsin-1. Bases 326 to 1456 code for a protein of 376 amino acids. Gene Ontology annotation, molecular function: serine-type endopeptidase activity. Gene Ontology annotation, biological process: proteolysis. Lineage: Eukaryota; Metazoa; Arthropoda; Insecta; Diptera; Drosophilidae. The transcript is spliced from 3 exons. The record is from RefSeq and is a predicted model, not a curated record.
UUGCUGACAUCAAAGUUGUGCGAUGCUAAAAAAGAUAUUUGCCAGAUUUAUUGACAAAUGGGUUCAGUUUGGAACUAGGUCAAGUGGUGAUAAAGGGCUUUCGAUUGAAGAUUUGGAAUAUGCAAAGAAAUUUUGUCUGAUAAAAUAGUUUGAUGGACAGCUUAAGAGCUUCAUUAAGUCUUUAAUGUUUUUAGCAUAGAUAUAUAUAUAUAUAUAUAUAUAAAGAUGGAUCUCUGUUAGUAGAGAACCUAUAAGAACCGUUAAAUGGUUAGGGCAAACCAUCAGUUUGCUUUUGCUAAGCGUUUCGUUCGGUUCGCAGGGGAAUAUGAAACCCAAUACGUCAGUUUUUCUCUUCCUUCUACUCGCUCUACUCAUUUCGUUGUGCGAUCGAAGCUGGGCCGUCUAUAAUUAUAAGCCACCUUCUCGUGGUUAUUUCUAUCCGAAACCAGCUCGACUGCCACCUUUGCCAGUCAAUGGAUCUACAACUUUGGAUACGACUUCCUCUGCUGCCAGUCCCAGCCCACCGCCCGGAGUCCAAUCGGAUUUCAUUGAUGAUCUGAUUGAGGGCCAUAAGCAGCAAAUCUUAUCGAAUGUCUUGGGCGUGUCCAGUGAAACUCCCUCGGAUCCGGCUAUCUCCUCCUCGUCCCCAAGUUUACCCCUCCUCGAGGGCGGUGGUGCCAAGGCGUUUCGCGUUAAUCGCUGUGCCAGCUGCACCUGCGGCGUUCCCAAUGUGAAUCGCAUUGUGGGCGGCACCCAAGUGAGGACGAAUAAAUAUCCUUGGAUUGCCCAGAUCAUACGCGGCACCUUCCUAUUCUGCGGGGGAACUUUGAUCAACGAUCGCUAUGUCCUGACUGCCGCCCACUGCGUUCAUGGCAUGGACAUGAGGGGCGUGUCCGUAAGACUAUUGCAGUUGGACAGAAGCUCCACCCACCUGGGAGUCACCAGGUCGGUGGCCUUUGCUCAUGCCCAUGUGGGCUAUGAUCCCGUGAGCCUGGUACAUGAUAUAGCUCUGCUGAGAUUGGAUCAACCGAUUCCUUUGGUGGAUACAAUGCGACCAGCUUGUUUGCCCAGCAAUUGGUUGCAAAAUUUUGACUUUCAGAAGGCCAUUGUGGCCGGAUGGGGUCUGAGUCAGGAGGGUGGUUCCACAUCGAGUGUCCUGCAGGAGGUGGUGGUGCCCAUCAUCACGAAUGCUCAGUGCCGGGCCACCUCCUAUAGGUCUAUGAUUGUGGAUUCUAUGCUGUGUGCGGGAUAUGUGAAGACCGGAGGUCGAGAUGCCUGUCAGGGUGAUAGCGGUGGUCCCUUGAUCGUCAGGGAUCGCAUUUUCCGACUGGCUGGUGUCGUUUCCUUUGGCUAUGGAUGUGCCAAGCCCGAUGCCCCUGGUGUCUACACUCGAGUCUCUCGUUAUCUGGAGUGGAUAGCAGUCAACACAAGGGAUUCCUGCUAUUGCGUUAACUAGUCGGUUACUAGGAGUUAACAAAUCUUUUAAAUAUUAUUUAUUUAUUUAUUUUGUGAAUUAAUAAAUAUUUGAUGAGCCUCUUAAAGGGCUGAUUGAGAUUUUCUAAGAACUUACAAGAACUUGGAAACUAGA